AUGGAGGACCGCAAGAGGCCCAGUGGGCACGACGAUUCUGCCCCUCCCGCUAAGAGGCAAGCUGUGACCGUCAACGGUGCUCGCUCGCAUCCAGACGCUGACAUGCCAUGGAAAGAUGACAUCGAGGCUUAUCAGAAAGAUGCCAUCUUACGCCAGAUGCGCGAGUACAAGCGAGAAAAGGCUACUCUCGAGGCUCAGCUCAACGAGGUCGAAAGCCGCUCAAAAUAUCACGACGAGGAGCUGCGGGCAAUCGAUGCAUGGUUUGAUCAGCUCGUUGACGAGAUCAAAAUCCUGAGUGGAGAAAGGCUGUCAGGUGACAAGUCAUCACGUUCGGUGCCUCCAGCGCUUCUUUUCGAAGACAGCGAGAGCUUUAGGAAACACUUGUCGAAACGGAAAGACACCAUCCUGUCAUCACUGUCUGGUCUCUUUGCCAAGUAUCCACCCCAGAGUCCGGAUGUCGCAGAUCUUGAACAGCAAUUGUCAAAACUGCUCGCUGCGCAAAAGGAACACGUGGUGCAGUCCCAGAAGAUCAUGACUGAGAAGGAGCAGCUCUCUGAUCGACUGGACACUGCGACUCAUCGCUAUCUGGUCGCCGAGAAGAAGAUCGACAGGUUCAAGAGCCAGCAAGUGCAAAAGUUGGAGCAGUCAGCAGUAGCAACCACGGUAAAAGAGGAAGCUUCGUCAGCUGGCGUCAAGAAGGAAGCCACCAACGGCACGACUCCGGAACCCGCAGUCAGUGAGGAGCUGGAAACUGCGCGAAAUCAAGCUGUGGCAGAAUCGUCCAAACGGAAAGCGCAGUUGGAAGACGUGGAGAGAGAGAACAAAAAGUUGACCGAAGAGCUAUCAGCGCUGAAGGUCAAGCUGACUGGACUAUCUGAUGACGACUACGCCAAAACGGAGCUCUUCAAAGCACUCAAGUCACAGCACGAGGAUGUGAUAAAGAGGAUCAACAACCUAGAAGCGACAAACGUUCAACUACGAGAAGAGGCGCAAAAGUACCAGGCUGAGCGGACUGCUUACCGGAUAAAGAUUGACGACGAAUCUCGUUCAUCCUUAGCUGAGUCUGAGAGUGCAGUUUCACAAGCCGAGGCCAAUCUUGCGCGUAUCCGCAACGCCCGAGACGAACUAGUGGCCAAGAACCACAUUUUAGAGACCAGCCACAAGGACAGCGAGGCGUCGAGCUCCCAGUCAAAAGAGCUUGUAGGGGCUUGUGAGAGUCGCAUUGCGGCUCUUGAGUUCGAAUGCGAACGAUUACGAUUGCAAAUUGCAGAACACCAGCCGGAAGAAGAGCCUAUGGAGACCGAUGAUUCGACUCCAGAGCAAUUGCGCGGUAAGAUCUCCAAUUUGGAGAAUCAGCUCAAGCUUCUGAGUGGCGAGCUGCCGUCAAUGGAAGCUGCAUGGAAGAAGGCGCAAACAAUUGCAGGAAAGAAGAUUGCCGAUUUAGCUGCAUGGGAGGAGAACAUUGCAAGAGCAAACGCAGACAAGGCGAAAGCGGACCAGAAGUUUUUCGCAGCCAUGAAAGCAAAGGGAGAGAUGGAGCAGCAGAUUCGCAUCCUUCGAUUGCAAGCAGCAAAGUCGACCGAGGUUGUGUCGCAGUUGAAAGAGGCGGAUUCUCUCAGCAGAUCGUUAGUCGACAAGCUCGAGAAGCAGACAGCAGAGAUGCGAUCACAGAUGGACGAGCUCUCGGUACAACAUCGCCAGCUACAACAGAAGGUCAAUGAGAACGCGAUCACCUCCGAAGGAUACAUGAGCCAAAUCGCCGAACUCAAGAAGGUUGUAGAAGCGAAAGACGCCGCCUAUCUUACCGCGAGACACACUCAGCGCGAAGCCUGCACCGAGCGAGACGGACUCGCUGCCCAGGUCGAUGGUCUCAAGGAGCAGAUCCAAGUCUGGAAGAAAAAGAGUAAGGGCGAACAAAGCUCCGACGCCGCCCUCAUGGAGUCCAUGUUGCAAUGCCAGAUAUGCAAGAGCAGGGUCAAGAAUACCUGCAUCAAGACCUGUGGCCACCUGUUCUGCCACGACUGCGUCCAGGACCGCCUCACCAACCGCGCGCGUAAGUGCCCUAACUGCGGCAAAGCCUUCGGCAGCAACGACACCAUGCGCGUCCAUCUUUAG
Messenger RNA from Macroventuria anomochaeta, 2115 nucleotides. RefSeq names its product E3 ubiquitin-protein ligase-like protein bre1. Lineage: Eukaryota; Fungi; Ascomycota; Dothideomycetes; Pleosporales; Didymellaceae. The transcript is spliced from 3 exons. The record is from RefSeq and is a predicted model, not a curated record. Gene Ontology annotation, cellular component: HULC complex; nucleus. Gene Ontology annotation, molecular function: ubiquitin protein ligase activity. Bases 1 to 2115 code for a protein of 704 amino acids.